AUGGAAGGAGAUGCACAGCUACAAUCCACUUCGUCAUACAGAGAUGGAGAAUUUGUCGUUUAUACCCGGAGAUGGUUUAUGUUACUUGUCAUCUGUUUGGCAAAUGUUGGCAAUGCAAUGAUGUGGAUAUCUUUUGCAUCAGUAGCCGAUGUUACCGCAGAAUUUUACAAUGUCACCUCCUUUCAAGUUGAUUUCCUAUCUUUGACCUACAUGAUUGCAUUCCUGGUAAUCGGUUUAUUUUCGUCCUGGCUUAUAGAUACAUGGGGCCUACGGAUAGGUGUUUUAUUCAGUGUUUAUGUCACUUUAAUUGGCGCAGUAAUCAGAAUCUUGAGUGGACUCUCUUUUGUAAAUAAGAGAUACAAAUAUUCUGUAGUUAUGAUAGGACAAACCUUAGGUGCAAUUGCUCAACCAUUCUUGUUGGAAUCACCAACAAAACUAGCGGCAUUGUGGUUUCCUGGCAAUCAACGAGCUAUCGCUAACACUCUAAGUACAAUGUCAAACCCCUGCGGAAUCCUUCUGGCGAAUGCUCUUUCUCCUGUCAUAGUUACUAGUACAAAUAAGUUACCGUUAAUGCUUGAACUGUAUACGAUUAUACCGGCAAUAGCUGUUAUUCUAGCUACUUUAGGAUUUUGUGAGAAUACCCCGCCGAGACCACCUAGCUCAUCAGCUGCAGAAGUUGGGGAACCUUUCUUUGACGGCUUAAAAUUGGUAUUCCAGUCUCGAUCUUAUAUUGUUUUAUUCAUAUGUAUGGGAGUUGGAAUCGGCAUAUUUAGUGCAUUGAGUACCGUUAUCGAACAAGUUCUCUGCGUUCGCGGUUAUAGUAAUGAGUUCUCUGGGCUUUGCGGUGCCCUUAUGAUUGGAUGCGGCUUAAUCGGAGCGCUUCUCAGCGGCGUAUAUGUAGAUCGAACUAAAAAGUUUAUCGAAACCGCGAAGGUCUUGAUAUGUUGCGCUACCUUCACCUUAAUAGCAUUUUCUAUGAUCACCCGAUUUCGGGGCUUACCUGCUCCAACUAUACUAUGUAUAUGUCUUUUCGGAGCAUUUGCAUUUGGACUUCUUCCAGUCGGUCUAGAAUUAGCUGUGGAAUGUACUUACCCUGUAGCGGAAGCAACGAGUUCUGGUCUUCUAUGGAUGUCGGGGCAAAUUUUUGGAAUUAUUUGUAUCGUAUCUUCUCAGGCUGUAUCUACGCCACUUCCUGUGGCUGAAAUACCUUACUCUAACUGCGCUAAUAGUACGGCUAAUAGAGACAGUGGACCUCUUGAUAUGACAUGGUCAUUGCUAUUUAUGUCCUCAUUUGCUGUAAUCGCAUCAUGUUUGCUAGUAGUACUUUUUCAUACACCUUAUAAACGGUUAAAUGCUGAAAAAAAAUAUGGAGAAGAGUAUGGUUGUUGA
Messenger RNA from Trichoplax adhaerens, 1389 nucleotides. RefSeq lists its product as uncharacterized. The coding region runs from base 1 to 1389 and encodes 462 amino acids. The transcript is spliced from 9 exons. Gene Ontology annotation, molecular function: transmembrane transporter activity. Gene Ontology annotation, biological process: transmembrane transport. The record is from RefSeq and is a predicted model, not a curated record. NCBI's taxonomy places the organism in Eukaryota, Metazoa, Placozoa, Uniplacotomia, Trichoplacea, Trichoplacidae. Gene Ontology annotation, cellular component: membrane.